AUGGGGGCAGAGAAGCAGAGCUCAAAGAAACAAGCAUGGUUCUGUACCACUGGCUUAUCUAGUGACAUGGAAGUAGAAAUUGAUGACAUGAUAUAUCAUCUCAACAAGUUCCUUCUAAUGUCCAAAAGCAGAAAACUUCACCAGCUCAUUACAGAGCAAGAACAGAGUGACAAGAAGAGUAAACCCCAUGAACAAGAGGAAGAAGGAGAAAACAGUUAUACUCCUCACAUAAGGCUUGAGAAUUUUCCCGGAGGUCCAGAGAUUUUCGAGAUGGUGGUUAAGAUAUGCUACGGCGUCAAAGUCAACCUCUCUGCUUCCACAGCUGUUCUACUUCGCUGCGCCGCCGAGGAGCUGGAAAUGACUGAAGAGUAUUCACCGGACAAUUUAGUUUCGCAGACGGAGAACUUUCUUAAACACGCUGUCUUCAGUAACACAGGAGAAACCAUUAAAGCCCUAAAAGCGUGUGACUCAGUCUCCUCUCUAGCCGAAUCAAUUGGUAUAACGAAACAGUGCAUAGACUCCAUCCUCUCCAGACCCUCAUCACCAGCUGAUCCGUUGUUCAGCUGGCCGAUAAACAACAAAGACUCAACGAAGAAACAAAACAAGGGUUCAACACUAGAGCUUUUGUUCGAAGAACUGUCGGAACUGAGCUUUCCAAUCUUCAAACGUGUAGUCCAAGCAAUGAAAGCCAAAGAUCUGAGUGAAAACAUAGUAGAGACCUCUCUGAUUCGCUACGCCAAGAAACACAUUCCGGUAAUCACGUCAAGGUCAUCGUCAUCUUCACCAACCAUAGCGUCGGAGAACCAACAGAGACAGUUGCUGGAGACGAUAGUCUCAUAUCUUCCGAUACAAACCUCAACAACGAGGUCUCUCUUCGGCCUUUUACGAUCAGCCAUCAUCCUCAACACCUCCGAGAACUGCCGCACGGUUCUUGCGAAAAAGAUCGGUUCCCAUUUGGAGGAAACAACGCUAGACGAUCUUCUCAUCCCAAGUUACUCUUACCUCAACGACACGUUAUACGAUAUUGACCUUGUGGAGAGACUCAUACACCACUUUCUUGAAAACGUCACCGUAUCGUCUCCGUCUUUGACGGUGGUUGGUAAACUCAUCGACGGGGUUCUUUGUGAAAUCGCGUCAGACGCUAAUCUCAAACCGGAAAGAUUCUACAGUUUAGCGGUUUUACUCCCUGAUGAAGGGAGGAUAUACGAUGAUGGACUCUACAGAGCAAUCGAUAUAUAUCUCAAGACGCAUUCAUGGAUUUUGGAGGGUGAAAAAGAAAAGAUAUGUAGUGUGAUGGACUUUCAAAAGCUGACUAUAGAAGGGUGCACACACGCAGCGCAAAACGAGCGUCUGCCACUACGAGCCGUCGUAAAAGUCUUGUUCUUGGAGCAACUUCAGCUCCGGACGUUAGUAACGGCCGUGACUGAAGAAGACGGGGGUGAAACGGCGGGUGGAGAAAAAGUGGAGAUUAAGGUAUUGGAGGAAGCUGUGAGGGAGAAUCAGGUGCUUCGCUUGGAUAUGGAUGCGAUGAGGACGCGUCUGUACCAUUUAGAAAGAGAAUAUUUGAACUUGAAGGAAGUGAUCGCUAAGAUUGAUAAGGAAAGUGCGUAUGUGGCAAACGAUAGGGCGGGAAAGUGGUCUAUCAGCAAGAAGUUUGGAUGCAAAUUCAAGACACAGGUUUGUGAUUCACAUGUGGCAACUAUUGUUGAUAAAAGAUGUCAACGUCAUUAGUAUAUUCUUAUACAUAAAUCAGACCAUCACGUACUUGUUGUAUUCUUUAUACUUAAUAAUUUAUAGUAUAAUACUGAACGCAUAUGAAGUUUGUAGUGGUAUCAUCUUUAUGCUGGAUAAAUGGGUGCACUACUCUUU
Eruca vesicaria subsp. sativa (arugula) is the source of this 1869-nucleotide messenger RNA. NCBI's taxonomy places the organism in Eukaryota, Viridiplantae, Streptophyta, Magnoliopsida, Brassicales, Brassicaceae. The record is from the annotation of a GenBank genome assembly.